AUGGAUGAUAACAAAGACCACUGUGCAUUACUUUUACUCGAUGAAAUCAAACUUUUAAAAUCGAUGUACAAUACAAAUGAGUUGAAAUUCGCUGAAAAUGAGGAUGGAAUUCAUAAUUUUUAUUUUCAGAAAAUCGAUGAUAUAAAUAUUGAAAUUGUGAUACAAUUCAAUGACGGUUACCCUUUGUUAUUUAAGCCUUCAGUUUAUAUAAGAUCGCCAUCAGUUGAUUCAUUUAAUUUUAACAAAAAUCUACGCGAAUAUAUCGAUAAAUGUCCAAUUGGUCAACCUCUGGCUAAUGACAUCAUUUUUUGGGUGCAGGACAAUAUUCACCGAUACAAGCAAUUGCCGGAUCAACUCAGUGAAAAAAAGCCAACUGAUGAUACGAAAGGAAUUUAUUCGAGACUUUGGAUUUAUUCUCAUCAUUUAUAUAGUAAUGUUAAGCGUAGAAAUAUCGAGAAAAAAGCAAAAGAUUUAGAUUUAAAUGGACUAAGUUGUCCUGGCAAACCAGGAGUCAUAAUUAUUGAGGGUCAACAAGAAAAAUGCCAAGAGUUUUGGGAUGAAAUUCGGUCAUGGAGUUGGCGUCGCAUUGUGCUUCGACAUAGCGAAGAGUCGACAGAUCCGGCAAAUUUCAUCCGUUUGAGAAAAUUUCAUGAACUUUAUAUUGAAUCGAAAGAUGGUCGUACUUCAGAUAUGUCAAUUUUAAAGAAUACUUUAGCCGAUGUUAAUCUUGAAUAUGGCUUUAAGUUCCUUUUCGGAAUUUAA
Dracunculus medinensis (Guinea worm) is the source of this 762-nucleotide messenger RNA. The record is from the annotation of a GenBank genome assembly. NCBI's taxonomy places the organism in Eukaryota, Metazoa, Nematoda, Chromadorea, Rhabditida, Dracunculidae.